Molecule: messenger RNA, 5077 nt
Organism: Symsagittifera roscoffensis
Lineage: Eukaryota; Metazoa; Xenacoelomorpha; Acoela; Convolutidae
Exons: 19
Biological process (GO): negative regulation of transcription by RNA polymerase II
Cellular component (GO): histone deacetylase complex
Molecular function (GO): transcription factor binding; histone deacetylase activity
Source: RefSeq, a predicted model, not a curated record
UGCUAAUGUUUUCUGUCUAAUUGGAUUGAACACAAUCAAUGGAAUUUAAAUGACUGCCAUUUUUGUUCAUUUCACAAAUGUGACGUCAGCAGUCAGAUGAAGAUGAUUUAGAUAGAUAAUGAAAAUAUUCAUAGUGCCGCUGUCAUUAUUGCCUCAAUCAUCGCAGUCAACAGAUGAAAAGCGGAAGACGCAAGACCACGCUCCUCUGUUGCUCUUUCUUCCUAAGUAAAAGCAGGCGAAAACGAAGAACACAAACACUAAUGUCUGCUUGUUUAUUCUAAAGAUAUCGUCGUAUCAGCAUGGCAUCAGCAAUAACCUAAUUAUAGGAGGACAAAUGAAAACAGUCAGUGGAUCAAUGCGAUGUCCUUUGCAGUUUGCUCUUCUCUCAGCCUCAAAGGGUCAAAUGUCACUGAAACGGUGUUUCUAUUCUGUCCAAUCACCACUCAGCAUUGACUGUCGCUAAAUUGUCUAUUUAUUUUUUCUCACUAUGGAUUCCAUCAGCGAGAACCGAGGGACUGUUGGUAUGGAAAUUUCAGGUGCUGAUUCGAAUCAAGAUGAAGUGGAAAUCAUGGCAGAUCAUGGCACUUUUGGACCUGCGAUCCAUGACGUGGAAAAUAUGGAUGAGGACGAUUCGGACGACAUUCAAGUCAUUGCGUCGAUCACUAGUAAUAGCAGUAGUCUUUCGUCAUCAUUACGUAAUAACGAUGUGUACAGUGUGAAUUUUCUUCAUCAACGACAGCUGCAAUUAGAUAAUCACAGCCUGGCGUUUGUAAGCAACGGCAGCGAGCUACUAGGAGCCAAUACUGCAAUAACAUCUUUCAACAGUUCAAAUGGAAGGAUGAUGAGCAGCGACAUUUUGAAAAGCAGCAGCGCCGAUGUGGUCUCAACAACAGUUAACAGUGCAAUAAUAUACUCCUCCCACAACAACAACUCAAUCUCAAAUAGCCAGCAGACAAGGACGCCCUUGACCCUAGCUCAAAACCAACUCCACCCCCUUAGCCAACACACACUAUCUCUCGGAGCACAACAACAACACACGACAAUAGUGUCCCAGCCAUCUUCAUGUGGCAAGCUGUUUAGUCACAUCUCCACUUCAGGCGCAGUGGGUGCAGGACAAACAGGUUACACUCUACUGAGGUCGGCAAGUGGGCCCUCUGGGAAGAGCUGCACGGGGGCAGGAUACGCAACUGCCACGUCUGUGGUCGAGAAAUCAUACAGUGCAAACGCGUCGAGUGAAGUAAAGAGCACAUUGCAGAGACACAUUCUGAGCAAGCGCUUUUCGGCCAACGCGGCCUACGCAAUCAGUGGUCAGCACUCUAAACCCAGCGGAGGGGGCGCCUAUCCUCCAAAUUCGAACCCAUCCUCAAAGUCCCCCGCCGCCUCCACUUUCCUCUCUCCCCCCAACUCAUCCCUGCUGCAGCCCCCCUCAAAUAUGUCAAUGAGGCUACCCAAUUCAUCCUGUGGAACUUCAAAUAACUCAGGAGGUCACCUUCAAAUGGACUCGCUUGACCCGGCCAUGCUGGAGAACAGCUACUCUUCUAAGAGACUACUCACUUUAAGCAACAGCUACGGCGCCACUGCCACACACCCAAAUGUCACAGUAAAACCGGAGCAGUACAAAGAACCGCUGCGCAAAACAUACUCGGAGCCCAAUUUGAAAAUGGUUCGGAAUAAAUUAAAACUGCACCCUCCGCACGACGAAGUGCUGCUAGAACAUCACGACCAAAUGAUGGACCACGGAGCCGCCCUAACCGGAAACAGUCUCAUAUCUCGUCAGAUCGGCAUGUACCCUCGUGGACUAGCCCAUAAUAUCCCAUCGCAUAGAGUAAUAGCAUCAUGUAAAAGCAACCCACACGACUCAAUUCAGAACUACCACUCAGGAGCGGGUGGAGGAGGCAACUUGGGAGGGGGAAUUGGAGCAGGAGCCUUUUUCAGAGGAGGUCCGCUGCUUCAUUCUGCCACCAAGCGGUCUUCUGUGGACUAUCUGCUGCCGGCGCCGCCCUCACACAAAUCCAAAACAAUGCCUCUUUUUCCUCUUCACAACACUGCUAAUCAACUGCAAGAUUUCGGCCACGGAAGUCCUGUUGCGGCUAAACUGCCGGCUACUCAGAACACCUUGACGACCAACUUUAGAAGUGGAGGAGGCGAUGGAAGUGGCAGUGGUAGUGGAGGAGGAGGGGGCUCCAAUUUUCACAGUCCACUCCGGAUACGACUGUCGGAUGAAAACUCAUCCUGCGGAAGUGUCUCGCCUCAGGUUCUCGAUGCCAACUCGGAGGCGCAACGUCAACACCAACAACAAAGACCACCGCAGCCGCCACAGCCACACGCUCUGUCGGGAUCACCGGCAGCUUCUCUUUUCAACCAGCAGGGUAUCUCGAAAUCAUCCUCGUAUCACGGGUCUAUUCUGGACCUGAAGGGAUUCCACAAUCCAUUGCUGACCUCACCGCCCUCUUCUAAUAUCCAUCACCAUCAGCAGCAGUCGUCGCCAAACACCACAGCCGCAAACGCCGCUGCUCUUAGUGCAAUAAUAUCGGCUGCAGCAGUGCAACACAAUUCAAGUCAAACCUCAACCGGUGUGGGUGGUACAGCAACAAAUGUGCACCAAAACCCUCAAACCCGACCACUUAUUAACCAACCAUUCUUCACCGCGAACCCACAAAUAGAUCCGACACGUGAUCUAAACGCUGCUAUUGCUGAGGCAGCUGGUAAAUUCGGAAUUACGCAAAGUGAAAUGUUGGCCCAGUUGAAAAACGACGCGUCAAUUACAGGAGAUCCAGCAAUGACAGCGUUGUUAAUACACCAAUUGCAGCAACAGCAGCAGAUGUCUAAUACCGCCACUGCGAUUCCCUUGUAUAGACACCUGUCGGACAGCUCUAUCCAGUCUUCGUUUCCACCUAACAGCAAUCAGAACCAAGAGUCGAACUCACAUCCACCGCUCAGGAGAAUCAUCGGCCCGGCGGCUUCAACAAACAACCUGCCAGUUCCACCGAUGCCGGCAUUGCUCUCCUUUGCAGCCUCGAACCGGAACAUUUCUCAGCCAGGAGGAGUUGACGGAGGAAACAAUUCUACGUCGCCAAUACUGCAGUCACUCUCGGCUGAUUCGGCCACCCUGAAGGAUCAGCAGCAGAAUCUGUUCAAUAGACACUUGAACUCGUCUAUUUUGUCAGCGGAGUACAACCAACUCUUCAAUUUUUACUACAGGCAAUAUUCGACCGCUGCUUUACUUGGAGCUGCGAAUGUGGACCAGAACUCAGCAGUAGCAGCUGCAUCUCUGCUGAUGCCGGCCGCUUUUAACCCGCCCAAAGUGGUACUGGAGCCGCCUCCUCCUACACCUCAAUUUGCAGACAUGCAACUAGGUAACAGCCAGGAGACAAGCAGCACACCCACACAAGUUCACAGUGAGAGAGAAGGCAGCAGGGAAGCUUCUUCGUCUGCGUCGAAAGCCGCUGGUCCCGGAAUGCAGGCACUGCAGGCUAAACUUCAACACCGAAAGCAACGCAAAGAAGCUUUAGCAGCUGGAAUCAAACAAGAACCAGACGCCGCCAUGGAUGCUUCCGAGGCACCACUCCAAAGAGGCGAGCUCUCAGAUACCGGAUCAUCUCCAAGUUCAGAUCCCGACAAUUCCUCAACUGUCUUCGGAGUCCCAACAUCCGCAUCAGAUUUUCAUUCGCCAAGUAUGAGAACAGCUUUACCAGGGGCUUGUGAUAUGUCAUCGUCGAUUUCGAGUGAUAUGUCUGCGAAUCUUGUUGGUGGACCAAAGAAGCAGCCAGGAGUUGUUUUGAAGAAACACCAGAUUUUCAUGAUGCACUCGCUUCAAAACUCAUCCGGCGGAGCACACGAUGACAAGAAGUCAAAUGUUGACAGCUACAGUGCUCAUUUGGCAUCCAAGAGAACAGGUUUGGGCUAUAACCCAGUUGUGUUGAAACACCAAUGCAGCUGCGCCAAUGCAGAUGCCCAUAUUGAGAGUCCACUCAGAGUGCAGUACGUCUGGAUUAAACUGCUAGACCUGGAUAUCCCAAAGCACUGCAAGGUAUCUCUGGGACGAGAAGUUCAGAUUCAGGAGCUGGAGCAAGUUCACAACUCGAAGUACGUACAAGCGUUCUCUGGUUCCGAUCAAGAGUUGGCAGAAGAACUGAACUCGCAGCUGUCCGCACUCUCCUGCGGGGGCAAGGGAGUGGACAUGGACCUAGUGUGGAACUCGCACUGUUCCCCGGGGGCCUGUGUAGGUGCGGUGGGGGUGGUGCUGGAGCUGGCGGAGAAGGUGGCGAGGAAUGAACUGAGUAAUGCAUUCGCACUUGUCAGACCACCUGGACAUCAUGCUGAAAAUAGUCAGCCGCUUGGCUUUUCAUUCUUCAACAAUGUGGCCAUCGCAGCCAAGUCUUUGCUGGCAAAGAAUCUGGCCCGAAAAAUUGCAAUAAUUGAUUGGGAUAUUCACCACGGGAUCGGCACGGAGAAAGUUUUCGAAAGUGAUCCCAAUGUACUCUACAUCUCAGUACACAGAUUCGACAACGGAUCUUUCUUUCCGGGAACUGGAUCCCCAACAUCCGCCGGAACCAAGGAGGCACUCGGGAAGACAGUCAACGUUGGGUUCUCAAGUCAUCCGGACGUCCCGAUGGCCGAUGAGGAUUACAUGGCAGCAUUUAGAGCAGUAGUCGUACCCUUAUGUCAGCACUUUGACCCGGACAUCGUUCUGGUCUCGGCCGGCUUCGACGCUUCCAGAGGUCACUCGCGCAAGCUAGGCGGAUACAUAAUAACUCCAGAAUGUUUCGGCUGGAUGACGAAACAGGUGCUGAGCGUGUCGAACGGGAAAGUGUUGCUAUGUCUCGAAGACGGAUUCGAUCUGAACUCCCUGACUGACUGUGUCGUGGCAUGCAUGUACCAGCUGUUAAGGGCAUCCACAAUCUCUUCGCCCACUACCAGUUCCACGCGUGAACAUUCAGGGGAGGGGUUUGCAGCUGGCGACGUAAUAGGCAGUAGCUACAGUGACCAACAGAGUUCGUUCAUGCAGAGAUUGUUGCACCCCCCUCUUGUGAAGAAGACUAGUUUAGAGGCACUGCCCUCCCCCGAGGCCAUGGCC